AUGAGCUCGGCAAAUUAUCCCUGCCGCGACAGCGGUAUCUACCACAACUUGCCCCAAUUUGAUCCGAAGUUGACUGGCCUUACGGCUCUGAUUACCGGAGCCAAUGGGAUCUCUGGAUACAAUACGUUGUUGGCGCUUCUGGACUCACCACAAAGAUGGGCAAAAGUGUUCACUUUGUCGAGACGUCCACUUCCGGCUGAAAUGAUGAACCUCAUCCCAGCAGAGCUUCGCAAUCGAAUCCAGCAUAUUUCAUGUGAUUUGCAGGCAGAGCCAGCGACCAUUGCCAAAACCCUUGAACUUGCCGGAGUUCAAGUGGACUAUAUCUUCUUCUAUGCCUACUUGCAACCUAGACCGCCUCCAGGUGAGCGGGCAUGGUCCAAUCAACAGGAGCUACUCGAUGUCAACUCAGCGCUGCUUCGAAACUUCCUCAGGGCUAUUCCGCAGGCUGGUAUUAGACCAAAGCGAUUCCUUCUCCAGACAGGAGCAAAGAAUUAUGGCCCGCACAUUGGCCGUGCGCGUACUCCGAACGUGGAAUCCGACCCUCAGCCCCGUCACUUAGGACCGAAUUUCUACUAUGCUCAGGAAGAUCUAUUGUUUGAGUACUGUGAGAAAUAUGAGGUUGAGUGGAACAUUAUACGACCACCAUGGAUCAUCGGCUCCUCCAUGACAGCCCAGAUGUGCGCUCUAUACCCGUUUGCAGUCUACGCCGCUGUCAACGCCGAGCGUAACCUCCCCCUACGCUUUCCGAGCUCUUGGUCAUUCUGGCAACAAAAUUGUUCUCACUUCGGAACUGCUCGGUUGACUGGCUAUCUCAGCGAGUGGGCAAUCUUGGAGGAUAAGUGCAAGAACCAGGCUUUUAAUAGCCAAGACACGAGUCCGAUAUCUUGGGACCGUAUCUUUGCAGAAUACGUGAGGUGGUUUGGAGUGGAGAAAGGUGUAUUACCGCCUCCCGAUCAAGAGUCUGGACUACUUGAGCUGAAGCUGAAUGGUGGAAAAGAUUCACCGAUGGGCUAUGGACCGCCCAUUGUUGAAUUGUUGUCUUUCACGAUCCUUAGCUGGGCACAAGACCCAGAGAAUCAGAAAGCAUGGAAGAGGAUUCAGGAUAGAGAUCACCUAACGUUCGACCCCUUUGAGGAUAUCGAAGGAAACUUCACCUUUUCAGACACGGUGUUUAUGACAUUCGGGCCAUUGAGCAUGAACAAGGCUCGAAGGUUGGGAUGGACAGGAUUUGUGGAUACCAUGGAAAGUAUCUUCGAGAUGUACCAAGAAAUGAAUCAGCUGGGGAUGCUACCAAAGCUAGAAGUUGGGGAAGCUUUGCCACUGAUAUAA
Molecule: messenger RNA, 1329 nt
Organism: Fonsecaea erecta
Lineage: Eukaryota; Fungi; Ascomycota; Eurotiomycetes; Chaetothyriales; Herpotrichiellaceae
Exons: 3
Coding region: 1-1329 (442 amino acids)
Source: RefSeq, a predicted model, not a curated record